AUGGUUUAUUAUAAAUUAUUGUUUUCAUGUGAGACCAAAAAUGUUGAUGCUAUCUCAACCGGAGGAGCUAAUUAUGAGUAACAUUACAAUUAUCAUAUUAAAGAUGGCAUAUCUCUUUAGUUUGUUCAAGUUGUCAAACUGAAAUUAAUGAAAUCUAUUUUAGAGGAGAUGAUCAAGUAGAUGUUGUCAAUUCUAGAGGAUAAUGUAAUUUUUAAAUGAAAUGUAAAACCUGUGCUAAAAUGAUAAAUAUAUCAUUAGAGAAAUUUCCAGACACAGUCAAUGUUCAAGAAAUAAGUAUAUUCAAUAUUAUUAAUUGUUAGGUAAAGAUAUUUAAAUUGCAUUAUUCGAUUGCAGAGGUGCUGAACCAAAAACUUGGAAUUUCUAAGGUUUAACAGUGAUUACACCAAAUGGAACAGUAUUUAAUGAUGCUGAUUUGACUGAUACAUGGGUUGAAUAUGAUGAGAAAGCUGCAGAGGAAGUAUUAGUAGAUAAAUUUAAAGCUUAUUUCUAAAAAACAAAGUGAA
This is a messenger RNA of Paramecium primaurelia, 524 nucleotides long. The record is from the annotation of a GenBank genome assembly. Lineage: Eukaryota; Ciliophora; Oligohymenophorea; Peniculida; Parameciidae.